UUAUCUGUUUGAUAUAUAUUGAUCCUUCUUGCUGAGAUAUCGGAGGAAAUCCAUGGCGGGUGCAUUGGUGAUUGCCUCCACGGGGGCCAUGGAGUCCCUCCUCUGCAAGCUCUCCAGUAUGCUAGAGAAGGAGUAUGCCAAGAAGAAAGCGGUAGGAAAGGACUUGCUGUUCCUGCGAAACGAGCUGAGCAGCAUGAACACCGCGAUGCACAGGUACGCCAUGGCGAACGAGCCUGAUCCCCAGGUGAAGGCCUGGAUGAAAGAGGUACGGGAGCUGGCCUACGACAUUGAGGACGUUGUCGACGCCUUUGUGGCUCGAAACGAACAAUCCGAUGGGGCUACAGGUAUCAAAUUGUUCAUUAUCAACAAUGUCCGGAAGCUGAGAGAGCUGCUUCCGAGCUGCGCCGUCUCUCAGGCGAUUGGAGAACUCAAGAACCAGGUUCUUGAGGUGAAUGAUCGCAGAAAAAGGUACAAGCUUGAUGCAUCUGUGUCCAUAGCCGGCUGUGGAUACAUCGAUUCUCGUCUGCCAUCGUUUUAUUCCAAGAUAGGUGCGCUUGUCGGUAUCGAUGGCCCAAGGGACAAAAUCAUCGAGUUGCUAAUGGAGGAUUCACCUGAAGAAGAUGGUGGACUUGUGAAUCAGCUUAAGAUGGUGUCUAUCACCGGGUUUGGAGGUCUGGGGAAGACGACUCUUGCCAUACAAGUGUACCAGAAGAUGAAAUGGCGGUUUGAUUGCGCCGGUUUCGUGUUUGUGUCCCAGAUGCCAGAUGUGAAGAGGAUUCUUCUGGAUUUGCUUUCUGAACUUGGGGCUUCUGGUAAUGUGUGGGAUAACGAGAGGCAACUCAUCGACAAGAUCAGAGAAUUUCUUCAUGACAAGAGGUAUUUGAUUGUGAUUGACGACAUCUGGAGCAUGUCAGAUUGGGAGAUCUUGAAGUGUGUAUUGCUUGAGAAUAAUUCUGGUAGUAGAAUUAUUACAACCACACGUAUUCUUGAUAUAGCGACGCUAUGUUGCUCUAGCUUCAAAGGCAGCAGUGUUUACCGCAUCAAACCAUUAAGUGACACUGACUCCAAAAGGCUGUUCUCUAAAAGAAUUUUUCAUGAUGAGAAUUCCUGUCCAUCACAUCUGCAGGAACUUUCAGAAUUAAUUUUAAGAAAAUGUGGUGGUUUGCCAUUGGCCAUACUUCAUAUUGCUAGCUUGUUGGCAACCAAAUCUAACUCAAAGGAAGAGUGGGAGUUGGUGCUGAAUUCUAUUGGCUCAGCACUUGAAAAUAGCCAUACUCUACAAGGUCUAAAAAGGAUACUGUUACUUAGCUUCUAUGAUUUACCACCACAUUUGAAGACUUGCUUACUAUAUCUCAGUAUAUAUCCAGAGGAUUGGAAGAUUAGCUCAAAAAUUCUGAUAAGGAAAUGGAUAUCUGAAGGAUUCAUUGCUGAAGACAGGUGUAAGAGAUUGGACCAAGUAGCAGAGAGUUAUUUUAACGAGCUUAUCAAUAGAAGUAUGAUCUUACCUGUCGACAUUUCAUAUGAUGGUGGUGUUCAAUUUUUUCAAGUUCAUGACUUGGUUCAUAGCAUUAUCGUUUCCAUGUCAAAAGAAGAGAAUUUUGUCACAGUAAUAGAUGGACAAAGGUGCAGCUCUUUGCCGGAAAAGAUCCGUAGACUGUCCCUCCAUUUCAAUGACUUCAAAGAUGUUGUAAUGCCAGCAAACAUGACAAACAGAAACUGUAUUCGUUCAUUCAACAUCUUUGGGAUUACUAAGCAAGUGCCAUAUUUUAUGGAUCUUCAGUCUUUGCGAGUGCUGGACUUAGGUUAUUGCUCAUUGUUGGAGAACCACCACAUUGAAUGUUUAGGAGGCAUGCUUCAGCUUAGGUAUCUUGUUCUCCAUUCUCAAUUUAUCACUGAACUUCCUAAUCAAAUUGGGAACUUGAAACAUCUAGAGAUGUUAGAUGUCACAUUAUGUUCUAUACUAACACUUCCAGAGACCAUUGUUCAGUUGCGAAAACUAGCAUGUCUCAAUGUUAGCAUUAUAACGAAACUACCAGACAGGAUUGGAUCCAUGCAGUGCUUAGAGGAGCUGUCCCACAUCUCAAGCAACUCAAUAAGAUUGGUUGAAGAUCUCAAAUGUCUGACAAAACUAAGAAACCUUGCGAUUGCUGUUGAAGACCCUGUUGGGCCAGAGAGCCACAGAUUGCGAUACAGGGGAGCAGUGCUGUCUUCCCUGAAUGAAUUGGGCAGACACAACCUGAGGUCACUCUCACUGAACUACAAAGGCGAUGAAAGUUUCAUCCUUGAUCCAUCCAUGGCUUCAUGCUUCUCAACUCGGCAUCUCCGGAAAUUUACCAUUGAGAGAACACUUUCAAGGGUGCCAAAGUGGAUGAGCACAUUUGACAACCUCAUGCGCCUAGAACUGUACAUCUCAAGAAUGGAGGAGAGUGACAUGAACAUACUCAAAGAAAUCCCCACUCUGCUCUUUCUUCGCCUAGUGUUUACAGGGCAUGCUCCCCAUGGAAGGAUGGUCAUUGACAGCCAUGGGUUUCAGUCCUUGCAGGAGCUCUAUCUUCUAUGUUUCAUUCCUGGGAUGUGGCCAUUGUUCUUGCCUGGAGCUAUGCAGAAGUUACAGAAGUAUCACCUCACCUUCAAGCUACACAAACUACAGAAAGUUCAGUGUAAUGGUGGUGUUUUGGACUUUGGUCUCCAGCAUCUUUCAGGCCUCCAGCACAUAAGUGCGAUCAUUGUUCCAUUUGGUGCUACCGGUGAGGACACAUUGGCUGCAGAGGAUGCCAUCAGGAGUGCUACCAGUCUCCAUCCAAACCAACCGUCAGUUGAAAUUUUUGUCCAGUAA
This is a messenger RNA of Oryza brachyantha (malo sina), 2836 nucleotides long. Its product is annotated as disease resistance protein RGA5-like. The coding region runs from base 53 to 2836 and encodes 927 amino acids. Gene Ontology annotation, biological process: defense response to other organism. Gene Ontology annotation, molecular function: ADP binding. The transcript has 3 exons. Lineage: Eukaryota; Viridiplantae; Streptophyta; Magnoliopsida; Poales; Poaceae. The record is from RefSeq and is a predicted model, not a curated record.